Stegastes partitus (bicolor damselfish) is the source of this 2567-nucleotide messenger RNA. RefSeq names its product eukaryotic translation initiation factor 4 gamma, 1a (gene eif4g1a). Bases 471 to 1064 code for a protein of 197 amino acids. The record is from RefSeq and is a predicted model, not a curated record. The transcript is spliced from 6 exons. NCBI's taxonomy places the organism in Eukaryota, Metazoa, Chordata, Actinopteri, Pomacentridae.
CGCACCGGCUCCAUCCAGCAGAAACACCGCACUAUGGCCUCGCUCUGAGCCUCCUCAUACGACACUUGUGUACAUACCUAACCGGCAAUCCGUCACCAUCGACGCCUUGAUCAUGGACCUCCGGUCCAGAGGCUUUUUUCGGGGCCAUCGGAAUUGUCAAUAGUACUCCCGAAGUACUAUAUUAUUUGAUUUUGAGCACUGUCACUUUUGCACGCCCUGGGAUUUAAACCGAAGUGACAGUUGUAGCACUCACCCCAUCUGCCGGUUAGCUAGCUAGCUCGCUAAGUCAACAGCCAAGAAGGGCAUCACUUUUCUGUUGGAGUAAAGGACAAGGAAACUACAACACCACUACUUUCAGUAACAGAGGACUGAUCUGAGGCUGAUUCCUAUCUUGCAACACAGUCACUAUUGAUUCCUGUAAGGCUGGCAACACACAGCCACCCUAAUGCAGAACCAUAAAAGAACGUGAAAUGAACAAACCACCACAGCCUAUAACGGGACCUCCUUCUGUCCCAAACCCUGCCCCUUCCCCUGGAUUGACACAGGCUGCAUACGGCCCUGGACAGCCCUCUUCUAUUGUUUUUGCCACCCAAGCUCCACAAAUGAACUCUGCACCACAGCCAAGACAGUUUGCUGCAGGGCCCCGUACUUUACACCAACAGAGUUACUAUCAGAACCGACCCGCCAUGGCCACCAGUGCUCCAAGGGUGCAGACGAGUAGCGGCCCUCGAUCUGUUGGACCUGCUCACGUCUACCCACCCAGCUCCCAGAUGAUGAUGAUUUCCCAGCAGCAGCUGCCUUUUCCUGGCUCCCCUCAGGGCUACUUCAUCCCCCCUGGACAGUACCGGCCCCCGUACAUGCCUCCAACCCAGCAGUAUCCUGUGACCGGUGGAACAGCAGGCUUCUACCCAGGAACUAGCCCGGCUGAAUAUUCUGGUUAUGGUAAGGGUUUUUACCCAAGACCAGCAGCAACCAAGCACAACCACAGACCACUAACAGAAUGUCUAUCAGGGAAAAAAAAAGGGGGGGGGAAUCUCAAACACGAGGCUCCUAAACUUAUCUGAGAUUUUAAGUCGGAGCUGGAGUUGAAUCUGUAGACCUGUUUAUUGCUGGGUGGGUGCGUCGUGGUUUUGCUUGGCUGUUUGGGGGGUUUUUAGUGCCUUUCGGAGUCAAACCUCUGCUGUUUGUGGUGGACUGCCAGCUGCAUGUGGUCUGGCUUGAUUCUGCUUUGGCCUGUGUUCUUUCUAUCUGCAGUCUCACCUGACACUGCCUUACAGGUUCCAUGAAAUGACUUUGAGACCAUCAUUUUCUUCUUUUUGCCGUGCGUCCACAUACAACGGGAGGGUCAGGUGGGAUUCAGUGUUAUCAGGAGACUCACUUAAAUAUUAAUGAGUUUUUAGAAAAAAAAUCAGGAAGGGAACAAGUCUUGAAAAACAUUUUGAGCCACCACUGCCCUUUAUAGAACCAUUUUUAGAAAAUGCCACCCAAACACACCUCUGGCCUGUGUUACUGCUACAAAAGCUCCUUUUACUUCAAGACAAAUGGUGUUGCAUAGAUUCUUUUUCAUUUAUGAGGGGUCUUGGGGGGUUAAAUGAAAACUUGAUAUCAUAUUGGCUUAUACACACACACCCUUGAGCGUGAGAUUGUCCAGCAAACAAAACCUAAAACUUUCCAGGAAGUAAUUUAUAAUCUGAUACCUAUUGGCACAUGAAAAAAAACAAAAAAGCUGCCGGCAGGAACACGAGGUAAGGGGACGGUAAAGGCAUCGCUCAUUUCAUGGGACCUUCUUAACACCCUGCUUCCUCUUGGAUCCUCUCAUUAACUCAUUCUGCAUCUGUCUCUUCCUGCCCUCUCUCCUUCUUUCCUCCCUCUCCCGUCCCUCACUCCCUUCCUCUCCUUUGCUGCGUUGGUUCAGAGCCCUCUCUUGCUGCGAGGGAGAGGCGGGGUGGUGGAGGGAGAGGGGGCGGGCGAGAGAACGGCCGUCUCUCUCUCCACGGUGCUCCUCUCACCUCCCAGCGCUACCCCGGUGAGUAGUGUGUGUGCUUGUGUGGUGGUCAGCAGGCUUCAGUGGCAACAAUCUCUGUGGCACUUCUCGUCUCGAAUCGUUUCUGAAAUGUUACUUUGGUUAUUUCGGUAACACAAGCGUUUGACUUGACAUGCAGACCGGCACACACUCACAGUAAUAGGUGGCCAUUGUGCUUCCAAAACAUCUAAAGCAAACUCAGAUAAACUUUUAUUCCUUGGAUAUUUUUAAUACAAUUUUUUUGUGUGUGUGUGUGUUUGCAGGAUUUAUUUUUUAGUGAAAAAAAAAAAUCAUAUAAUUGCACAUAUGAGCCAUUGUGGGACGCUAAAGCAAGGACAGAUCCAAGCAACUGGAAAUUUAUAAACACAAUUUAACUGGUAAUCAAUACUGAUCUUGUAACUAGAAACUAAUGCUCGAUCUUGAAAUAAAUUGAUUCUAAUUCAACACAGUGACAGCAAUCUUACUUUUCCAACAAACAAUGUUGGAAAAUGCACUAUAUCACUAACAUGGCAAUAAAAUAAAAUAAAAUAGUCCAAACCAAAUC